AUGAGGUGGUAUGUGCCGAGAGAAGAGUGGGCGGAAGCUUUCUUUGGAGGAGGAGAAGGAAGAGAAGAGGCGCGGACAUGGGCUUGCUCAAGCGUGGAAUUGAUCGACUUUGUAUUUGAGACGAGGUUCAAGGCUGAGGCUGGAUUGGCUCAGGCCGAAACUCUCUCCAAACGUUUUAGAGCCCGACCGAACCAAGUUACCCCUCUGAGACAACAUCAAGGCCUCGAACUUGGUGCUGGCAUUUGCGAAUCACGGUUUUGA
Molecule: messenger RNA, 261 nt
Organism: Fusarium poae
Lineage: Eukaryota; Fungi; Ascomycota; Sordariomycetes; Hypocreales; Nectriaceae
Exons: 3
Coding region: 1-261 (86 amino acids)
Source: RefSeq, a predicted model, not a curated record